Poeciliopsis prolifica (blackstripe livebearer) is the source of this 2802-nucleotide messenger RNA. It is a transcript of the gene tmem47, whose product is annotated as transmembrane protein 47. Gene Ontology annotation, cellular component: cell-cell junction. Bases 213 to 758 code for a protein of 181 amino acids. The record is from RefSeq and is a predicted model, not a curated record. Lineage: Eukaryota; Metazoa; Chordata; Actinopteri; Cyprinodontiformes; Poeciliidae. Gene Ontology annotation, biological process: cell-cell adhesion. The transcript is spliced from 3 exons.
UCCUGUCAGCAGAGCGCACUGUGCGCACCAGCGGGACGCGCAGUCAGUGAACAUCCUGCAAACACAGCGCGGCCACGGACAAGGGUUUCAAUCUUGACACAACCUGAACAUCAUUCACCCUAUGGACUUUAGGAAAGACACGAACUCACAAAUGUUGCUGUCUUUUUUACUCCCCUUCUGUGUUUGAAGUUGCCAGACACUUUUGUUGGGACAUGGCUUCAUCCGUGAGCGGCACAGAGGAGGUGCGGGUGUCGGGGUUGAGGCCACUGAAGUUUGUGGGACUGGUGUGCGUCUUCCUCGCGCUUUGCCUGGAUGUCGGGGCCAUCGUGAGCCCGGCGUGGGUCACGGCGGAGGACCAGUACUACCUGUCCAUGUGGGAGUCCUGCUGGAAGCCCGUCAGCUCCGUGGACUGGUCCUGCAGCAGCGCGCUGGCCGCCGACUGGCAGAUCGCAACGUUGGCCCUGCUGCUCGGAGGAGCAGCCCUCACCCUGCUGUCCUUCCUCGUGGCUCUGGUCUCCCUGUGCUUCGGUUCCAGGAGUCGCUGCUACAAACCCGUGGCCGUCAUGCUGUUCUCCGCAGUGGUUCUGCAGGUUUGCAGCUUGGUCUUGUUCCCAAUCAAGUUCAUAGAAACAGUCAGUCUGAGGGUUUACCACGAGUUCAACUGGGGCUACGGCCUGGCCUGGGGAUCCACCAUCUUCUCUUUCGGAGGCGCCAUCCUGUACUGCCUGAACCCCAAGAACUAUGAAGAUUACUAUUGAAAAUGUCACAAAGGAGAGAAAACCCCCAGUGUUUCCAUGCUGUUGUUUAAUAAACGUUCUCUGUCCCAAAGUGCACAACCACAGACUGGAAAACAGGAAAAUACAAAACGCUUGUUGACGGUGUUUGGACUAAACUCUUCCGUUUGAUGCUGUGAACUCCCAAACUGGACAGAUGCCCAUGAGUUUCAUUAAUAGGCUAAACCACAAAUCCUAAGCAGAAAUUCAAACCCAGCCAGAAGACAUUUUGAGAGAUAAUGUCACUCAUCAGAUAAUUCUGUGCAGCUCAUGUUGGUCGUAGAUUUGAGCAGAAUAUAUGGAACAGUGGAAUAAUAAAGUAGUGAGGGCAGAGAAAAGUCUGCGGUGAUUUCAGGCCAGCGUAGGGAGGAAGACGUCCUGCUCGAGUUAUAUCCUGGUGAUGACAAAGCGAGGAAGACAGGGUAACAUUUUACAUUUCCCCAGAGAUGCGCCGAGCUGGACCUUAAACAACCUUUAUUUCCCUUUCUACAUAAAUAAAAGGGAUCAUGGAGCAUUAUUUUAUCUUCUUCGCUUAAAACUCGCAAUAAAUAAGGGCUAUUUUAACAGAGAAAACAUUCCACAGACACCCAUUGAUUAUAUGAUUCUAGUCAGAGAAACAUCUGCUGGGUUAUCACUAACAUAAUCAAGCACCAGUUGCAGUGUCAAUUUUCCAAUACAAUAGUGGUCACAUUAUUUUUAAAUAUAUCUUUUGUGCUAUAUGUAAUAUAAUGAAAAAGUAUGCAAUCCUAGAAGAAGAACGGGAAUUAAAAUGGUUAAUUGCCAUGCUUGCUGAGUGAAUAGAUGUCUGAAUCAGGGGUGUCCAAACAGCGGCUCCUGGGCAAUUUAUGACCUCUGACAACAAUUCAAGAAUGGAUAAAUUUGGUCCAGUGGUUCAGACGCUAGAUGCAGAAGUUACACUUUGUAAAAAAGAAGAAGAAAAACAAGAUUUUCUUUGUUUGUUAUUAAAAUGUACAAUGUUUAGGAGCAACACGAAGUAUUUGGCUUUUGCUAAUCAAGUAUUUGGCUUUAGUGUUAUUUGGCUUUAGAAAAUGCUGCCACAAACAUCCUGCAAUCAUUUCUUAAGAGCAACACCAGUGGUCUAAACUUGACUAAACGCAGAAAAUAUUUACAGUAGUGAUGCUUAUCCUUUUCUUAUUUCUAAAAAGGUUUUAGACCAAGUCUGUAUAAGUCAACCAACCAACAAAAUUUAGGAUGUCGUUGGUCUUUAAAUAAGGCAAAGGUAUGAGGUCCAGUUUAUAUUUCAGUUUUACAACAAAUUACAUAUCUGGAGUAAAAUAAUUGCUUUUGUUUUAAAAGCAAUUAAAACUUUCUCAUGAGACUCUGAAGUCUCUUCAGUCAGAGCAUUUUCUAGAGCCACUUUGACACAGACUGCUACAGGAGACUCUUCUUCCUGCAUACAACUGUGAUAAAAAUUAAAUAAGUUACAUUUACAUUUCCUGAAAUUAAUGAAGCAUAACCAGAUACCCAGAUUUUGUUCCUAAAAUCUAAAAUCCAACAUCCUUUUUAUGGUUCAGUCUUUGAAUAAAUUACAAAAAUCUUAAAACACACAAAAAAUAUUUCUUAGAACUUUGAAGAAAGUUUUGACCUGAAGAUGCUUUCAACUUUGAUUUUUGCCCCUGUGGGAGAACCUUUGCACAGUCUGGAUGAUCAUGCUCUUCAGCAUGUGCUCACACUGCUCCCCAUGUGAUGCCUGUUUAUCGUCCCACUCUGCUGAAAUGCAACAACAAAAAUGGGUAACAAGGAGAAAAGUCACUGUAGUUGAGGAAAGUAUUAUAUUUAAGUCUGAUAUUAAAGUGGGAGUUAAUAAUAAUUGUAUAUAAAGUAACAGAGUUUAACAUGCAGCAGGUUUGAUGUGAGGCUGAAUGCAAUGAUCAACCUCAUGGUGCUUCAUCUUCACAAAGUGAGAGCAUGUGCAUGCCACUACUGUUUGCUGCAAUGUUUCUGACCAUCAACAUAAUAAAUGCAUACUGGAGGAAAAAUAAAAGUUUGGUUCAGGAUUCAAAAGAAA